GAGCAGGCGAGGGGCGGGCGCGCGGGUCCCGGGGAUCGCCGAGCGGGCUUGGGGAGGCCGGGAGAGCCAUCGGCGGGGGCGGGAGCCCGGCGGGCUCAGCGCAGAGCCGGGAGAGCUCCGGGCCAGCCACUGUUCGGCGCGCUCUCGGAACCGCCGGUCCGCGCGUCCCCGCAGCCUUCCGGGAGGAAGCGGCGCCGCGGCCGGGUGCAGCCUCACCUGCCGGCCCUUUCCCCGCCGGGCGGCGCAGAAGGACAGAGGGUCGCGGCCCCGCGACGCACUUCAGCCCGUCGCAGCGUCCAGGACCCCGCGCGGGGCGCCGGACUCCAUGGCGACCGGACUCGGGGAGCCUGUCUACGGACUUUCGGAAGAGGAGGGAGAAUCCCGCAUUCUCAGAGUAAAAGUUGUUUCUGGAAUUGACCUCGCCAAGAAGGACAUAUUUGGAGCCAGCGACCCGUACGUGAAGCUGUCGUUGUAUGUAGCCGAUGAGAACAGAGAACUUGCUCUAGUUCAAACCAAGACAAUUAAAAAGACGCUGAACCCGAAGUGGAAUGAAGAGUUUUAUUUUAGAGUAAAUCCGUCUAAUCACAGGCUCCUAUUUGAAGUAUUUGACGAGAACAGAUUGACACGGGACGACUUCCUGGGCCAGGUGGACGUGCCGCUUAGUCACCUUCCGACAGAAGAUCCAACCAUGGAGAGACCCUACACAUUUAAGGAUUUUCUCCUGCGACCUAGAAGUCAUAAAUCUCGAGUCAAGGGGUUUUUGAGGUUGAAAAUGGCCUACAUGCCGAAGAACGGAGGUCAGGAUGAUGAAAACAGCGAGCAGAGGGACGACAUGGAGCAUGGAUGGGAAGUUGUGGACUCCAACGACUCAGCUUCCCAGCACCAGGAGGAGCUCCCUCCUCCUCCCCUGCCGCCAGGAUGGGAAGAGAAAGUGGACAAUUUAGGCCGAACUUACUAUGUCAACCACAACAACAGGAGUACGCAGUGGCACCGACCCAGCUUGAUGGAUGUGUCCUCAGAGUCAGACAAUAACAUCAGGCAGAUCAACCAGGAGGCUGCACACCGACGUUUCCGCUCUCGGAGGCACAUUAGUGAAGAUUUGGAGCCUGAGGCCUCUGAAGGCGGUGGAGAAGGCCCUGAGCCUUGGGAGACCAUUUCAGAGGAAGUGAACAUGGCAGGAGAUUCUCUCAGCCUGGCUCUGCCCCCGCCUCCUGCCUCCCCGGUGUCUCGGACCAGCCCCCAGGAGCUGUCAGAAGAACUGAGCAGAAGGCUGCAGAUCACUCCUGACUCCAAUGGGGAACAGUUUAGUUCUCUGAUUCAGAGAGAGCCCUCGUCAAGGCUUCGGUCCUGCAGUGUCACCGACACGGUCGCUGAGCAGGCUCACCUUCCACCGCCAUCAGUGGCCUAUGUACAUACCACGCCGGGCCUGCCUUCAGGCUGGGAAGAAAGAAAAGAUGCAAAGGGACGAACAUACUAUGUCAAUCAUAACAAUCGAACCACAACCUGGACUCGACCAAUCAUGCAGCUUGCAGAAGACGGUGCCUCCGGAUCAGCCACAAACAGUAACAACCACCUAGUCGAACCCCAGAUCCGCCGGCCCCGUAGCCUCAGCUCGCCAACAGUAACUUUAUCUGCCCCACUGGAGGGUGCCAAGGAUUCACCCAUACGCCGUGCUGUGAAAGAUACCCUUUCCAAUCCACAGUCCCCUCAGCCAUCACCUUACAACUCCCCCAAACCACAACACAAAGUCACACAGAGCUUCCUGCCGCCAGGCUGGGAGAUGAGGAUAGCGCCAAACGGCCGACCCUUCUUCAUUGACCAUAACACAAAGACUACAACCUGGGAAGAUCCACGGUUGAAGUUUCCAGUACAUAUGCGGUCAAAGGCAUCUUUAAACCCUAAUGACCUGGGCCCUCUUCCUCCUGGUUGGGAAGAAAGGAUCCACUUGGAUGGCCGCACGUUUUACAUUGACCAUAAUAGCAAAAUUACUCAGUGGGAAGAUCCAAGACUACAGAACCCAGCCAUAACUGGUCCGGCUGUUCCAUACUCCAGAGAAUUUAAGCAGAAGUAUGACUACUUUAGGAAGAAAUUAAAGAAACCUGCCGAUAUUCCAAACAGGUUUGAAAUGAAACUUCACAGAAACAACAUAUUUGAAGAGUCCUAUCGGAGGAUCAUGUCUGUGAAGAGACCAGACGUCUUAAAGGCUAGGCUGUGGAUUGAGUUUGAGUCAGAGAAAGGCCUGGACUAUGGGGGCGUGGCCAGAGAAUGGUUCUUCUUACUGUCCAAAGAGAUGUUUAACCCCUACUAUGGCCUCUUCGAGUACUCUGCCACGGACAACUACACACUUCAGAUCAACCCCAACUCAGGCCUCUGCAAUGAAGACCAUUUGUCCUACUUCACCUUCAUCGGAAGAGUGGCUGGCCUGGCGGUGUUUCAUGGGAAACUCUUAGAUGGAUUCUUCAUUCGGCCAUUCUACAAGAUGAUGCUGGGGAAGCAGAUAACUCUGAAUGACAUGGAGUCUGUGGACAGCGAGUACUACAACUCUUUGAAGUGGAUCUUAGAAAACGACCCCACGGAACUUGACCUCAUGUUCUGCAUAGACGAAGAGAACUUUGGGCAGACAUACCAAGUGGAUCUGAAGCCCAAUGGGUCAGAAAUAACAGUAACCAAUGAGAACAAACGAGAAUAUAUUGACUUAGUCAUCCAGUGGAGAUUUGUGAACAGGGUCCAGAAGCAAAUGAAUGCCUUCUUGGAGGGAUUUACAGAACUUCUUCCAAUCGACUUGAUUAAAAUUUUUGAUGAAAAUGAGCUGGAGCUGCUGAUGUGUGGCCUUGGUGAUGUCGACGUGAACGACUGGAGACAGCACUCUAUUUACAAGAAUGGCUACUGCCCCAAUCACCCUGUCAUCCAGUGGUUCUGGAAGGCCGUGCUGCUGAUGGAUGCUGAGAAGAGGAUCCGGUUACUGCAGUUUGUCACAGGCACCUCCAGAGUACCCAUGAAUGGAUUUGCCGAACUUUAUGGUUCCAAUGGUCCUCAGCUGUUUACAAUAGAGCAAUGGGGCAGCCCUGAAAAACUGCCCAGAGCUCAUACAUGCUUUAAUCGCCUUGAUUUACCUCCAUAUGAAACCUUUGAAGAUUUACGGGAGAAACUUCUCAUGGCCGUGGAGAAUGCUCAAGGCUUUGAAGGUGUGGAUUAAGGAAGACCUCCAGCACCGGGGCACUGCCCUUCCAGCAAGUUCCGAGUGCACUUUUGCAUUUGCCUAGCAGACUUUUGCAGAGCCGGUGGCAGAAGCAGUUGCCUGGCCUGGCUCUGGAGCCCAGCUUGUCCGGGCCCUGCCCAAGUUCCGCCAGGGAACCCAGCCCCAGCUCAAGUGCCGCCCCCCCCCCUCACCGCCGAUUCUCAACUGGUUGACGUGUACACUGAUUACAUUUCAGGAGGACGUGUUCUAUUUAUGUUGUGCCUCUGCAGGCAAAGCCCUUAAUAAAUAUUUUGCAUACUUUCUAAUGACAAUGAAUGGAAUUAAUCACGCUACAGGUAUAAUAUUGCAACUCAUGUUUACUUUUUAAAAUGAUUUAGACUGAUUUUCAGAUUUUAUUUCAUUACAAUUAAAGAUGUCUCAUGUACUUG
Messenger RNA from Mastomys coucha (southern multimammate mouse), 3627 nucleotides. RefSeq names its product NEDD4 like E3 ubiquitin protein ligase (gene Nedd4l). NCBI's taxonomy places the organism in Eukaryota, Metazoa, Chordata, Mammalia, Rodentia, Muridae. Gene Ontology annotation, biological process: regulation of dendrite morphogenesis; ubiquitin-dependent protein catabolic process. Gene Ontology annotation, molecular function: sodium channel inhibitor activity; ubiquitin protein ligase activity; protein binding. The record is from RefSeq and is a predicted model, not a curated record. The transcript has 30 exons. The coding region runs from base 326 to 3196 and encodes 956 amino acids.